Molecule: messenger RNA, 591 nt
Organism: Babesia ovata
Lineage: Eukaryota; Apicomplexa; Aconoidasida; Piroplasmida; Babesiidae
Product: group 1 glycosyl transferase, putative
Exons: 1
Coding region: 1-591 (196 amino acids)
Source: RefSeq, a predicted model, not a curated record
AUGUUGUGGGCAGUUGGCAUUAUCGAUGCCGCAGCCAAGCAGCGUGGACAGCGUCUUGGGAUGGUCCUCGGAGUGGUUGUGGUUGGAGGUGGAGGUGGGAGGGGCGGAGCCCCGGGCUUCCCUGAUGGCUUGGAGGUCGGCGGCAGCAAGACAAUCCCAGUCGGGGCAGUUGAGAUGUGGCUUGGAGAGGGCGGAGCCCAGUUGAGACAACUUGAGAGACACAUCGUGCAGCUCACUCCCGAAAUUGUGGAAGAAGGAGACAAGCUCCCCGGUGGUGCGCGGCGUCCGCCUGGUGAGGCAGGUGAGGUAGGAGGCCAAUGUCAGCAAGGGAUCCUCGCCGCCGCAAGUGGGAGUGAGGAUGUCGUUGAGUAUGUUGCCAGUUUGCUGAGAUACAGGCAAAUCACCGUGCUUGAAUCCCAUGUUGACACGGCUCUUGCGGCAGAUGUUGCACGAGUCGAAGGGGUGAGUCUUGAAGCUGGAGUCGGGGGCGUCAGUCAGGAAGGCCUGGAGGGGAGAGUUGGGGACAUUAUUGCCAUAUUGACAAUCUCGCCAACCGCCGUCCUUGGUGUUACGAGAACACUGCGACUUUAA